Ruditapes philippinarum (Manila clam) is the source of this 1387-nucleotide messenger RNA. RefSeq names its product zinc finger protein 324A-like. The record is from RefSeq and is a predicted model, not a curated record. Bases 412 to 798 code for a protein of 128 amino acids. Gene Ontology annotation, molecular function: DNA-binding transcription factor activity, RNA polymerase II-specific; RNA polymerase II transcription regulatory region sequence-specific DNA binding. NCBI's taxonomy places the organism in Eukaryota, Metazoa, Mollusca, Bivalvia, Venerida, Veneridae. The transcript is spliced from 3 exons. Gene Ontology annotation, cellular component: nucleus. Gene Ontology annotation, biological process: regulation of transcription by RNA polymerase II.
GGGUAAGCAAUUUUGGUCACGUGACCCCAAAAGUCAACGUACACGGCCAAAAUGAGCCAAAAUAGCUCGGCUAAGGUAAGUUUUUUUGUAAUUAUUUUUCUAUCGAGUCAUUUUAAAUAAUGCUACAUAGCCUACCGACCGCGGCAUUUCCGAUGCUUUCUAAAUAUGCAUUUGGUGUCGUGUAACGUUUUGUAUUUUCUGAGAACAUUCAAACAUUAUUCACAAAUUUGUCGAUGACAACGUGCACACUUUUGUGUAAAAAUGUUGAUAAUAACAUUAUAAACGAUACGCAUGUCAGUGCUAAGUAAAAUUUCACGUUUUAAAAUGUAUAAGAGAAUGUUUGAAUGUAAAAAGAAUAGAUUUCCUGCUGUCGUUUUUUCGUAUUGAUCUAAAAAUGUUCAACUUACAGAAAUGUCAACGUACACAUUCAGUCAAGAAAAUGUCAACGUACACAUCCAAGUCAACUCAAACUUUUUAGUUAAAAAGAUCUAUUCGAAAACAAACGGCAUGGCUGUACUCAAUGGCUUUGUGGAGUGUGCGGGAGGACGUUCUCGUGCAAAGCAAGUGCCCGCCAACAUGAACGUCGGCACAAUAAAUCUGGUUCGGGUACUUCUUGCUGUGGCAAACUGUUCUUUAGCAAGGCAAAUCUUACGCGCCACAGAUGCAGCAAACACGGCGAGGAAAGGUUGCACUCCUGUCCCAAUUGUGAGAAGAAGUUUGCCACAAACGCCGACCUGGCACGCCACUUGCGCACCGAGACAAAAGCUAAGCAGUUUGAAUGCGAUAUAUGUAGAUUAAAGUUGUCGGAAAAAUCAAACUUGCAAGAACAUCUUCAUUCGCAUGAAGCCGUUGCAAACAUCAGCUGCAAAUAUUGCAAAAGGGUGUAUCGACAUAGGUCUAGUUUAUCUAGGCAUCUUAAGAAAAAGCAUGAUGCUUAAGAUUAAAGUAUCUUCAAGGACUAUUUUGAUUGUGUUUAGCAUACACUUUUAGGCUAGCUAGCGAUUAAAACAACGUAUAGGCAAUGUAUUUGAUAAUUUAAAUGUGUUUAUAAUUCUUUUGUUUAUUUUGUUAAGCGACUAAUGAACGUUAUUAUUUAUGCUAAUUAGCAUGCGUAUCUCGAAAUCCAGUAUUAUUUCACCGAUCUGUUUUCUAUUUCAUUUUAUUUACAUUUUUAUGUUAUUUUUACACCUUUAUCAAAUUGUCUGUGAUUAUGUAUCAGCGUCUGCAUUGAACAUUUGAACUUCAAGCAAAAUUAUUUGUUAUAUAUUAUAUUUUAAGUAUGAUUUUAUAUAACAAAUAAUUUUGCUUGAAUUUCAAAUGUUCAUAGUCUAUGUCAAUAUAUAUAUGUGUGUGUUCAUAGUCUAUGUCAAUAUGAUAUAUAUGUGUG